Molecule: messenger RNA, 318 nt
Organism: Cetraspora pellucida
Lineage: Eukaryota; Fungi; Glomeromycota; Glomeromycetes; Diversisporales; Gigasporaceae
Source: the annotation of a GenBank genome assembly
AUGUCUUUACGAAAUAGAAAUAUUAAAAAAAAAGCUCAUGCUAUUAGUAAGAAGGUUCGGCAUAACUGGAGUGUUCGCAAAAAACUUAUAAUGGUUUAUUAUUUUAAACGUAUUAAAAAUGUAAGAGCAACUGCAAGGCGAUUUGAUAUUAAACCUAAACAAGUUCGUGACUGGCGAAAUAAGAAGCAAGAACUUUUAAAUGCAGCACCUUAUCUUUUAACACUCAAUCCUGGCCGACCAGCUCUGUAUCCCCUUUUAGAAAGAAGGCUAGUUGAAUGGGUCAAUGUGCUUCGUAGAAAACAGGCAGCCGUUACAUGA